Molecule: messenger RNA, 1662 nt
Organism: Penicillium odoratum
Lineage: Eukaryota; Fungi; Ascomycota; Eurotiomycetes; Eurotiales; Aspergillaceae
Exons: 3
Coding region: 1-1662 (553 amino acids)
Source: RefSeq, a predicted model, not a curated record
AUGUUCCCUGAAAAGUACAAUUACUGGUAUAGCUAUUUUCUUGUCGGGAUCCCAGUCGGUCUGGCCGGGAAUAUUGGAACCGUGUUAUCAAUUGACAUGAACCGACCGGCACUAGAUGGCUCUAAGCAAAAACGGGGUUCAAAUUGGUGCUGGUUUACCAUCGACCAGGAACGAUACCUUGAGCCUGGGAAUAGCCCCGACGGAUUAGAGGGGAAGCUCCAUUCGUGGCUAAAGAACAAGGGAGAGGAUCCACAACAGUGGCCGUACGCCUAUUUAGUCAGUGUACCGGUCUUUCUUGGAUGCACUCGCAACGCAGUCACCUGGUGGUUCCUCUAUUCUGCAACUAGAGAGCUCAACGCAAUGGUCUUUGAGGCGAAUAAUUCAUUUGGAGAAAGACAUUGUUCAUUCGUCCGUCUGGAGCAAGUGGGUGCAGAUAUUCGACCCGAUCAUCACGUCCCAGAAACAAGGACCGUCCCCACCCCUACAAGCAAUAAGUCGGUGAUGUCUGUUCAAUUCAUUGAUUCUAAGCCGCAAUCCAAAUCUUACAAGGCACGUUGGACCAAGGAUUUCUUCCUCUCUCCAUAUGAGAAGGUGGAAGGGUUUCUGGCCACAAGCUGUGGUGAUCCAUGCGGUGCAAAAGAUAGCAAGAAUGGAGAUAUCAAGCUGAACACAACCCUCCAAGCCGCAGAUGGCAGAGCUAAGAUCAUUACCCGUGUCUACCCAUGCGGAAGUCCCGUGGACCCUUUAUCCACAUCAGCUUGGACUUUGAUAAAGUUCCUUGUUGGAUGGAGCUAUAUCGGUGCUCUCUCAAGACCUCGGAUCAUUUACGAGGCUUUGCGCAUUCGAUUUCGUGGGAAUAUGCCCUACCUGAAGAAGCCUCAGGUUAUCAGACAAAAUAUUCCUCGUGAUGAAACGCAACUAGAAAGAUUCCUGGAGCAAUACUUUCGGCUAUACCUUUCUUACCUCACAGCGCGGUCUCCCACUCCUCUGACCUUGACAUAUCAGCCCUCCAAAUCCCACGUCUUACGACCCGAAAAGUUCUUCUCUAAAUCAAAUAUCUCUUCGCAGAACCCACUGGUCAAAGAUAUACCAACUGUCACUGUCCAAGCUCUGACUCCAUCGCUCUACACCAACAUUCUGCAGUAUACAGAUGCAGUGAUUGGGUUUACUGCUGAGCUCAACCUUUGCCCGGUGCCUGCCACAAGCCUCUCGCAAAGUCUCUGGGCUUCCGACCCAACAGUCCUGAAGCAAUUGGUUGAAUCUUCCAGUCUUAGUAUUGUCUCUGCUCCCAACACCCAGCCCGGCCCGACUUGGACUUGUACCAUAAGAAAAGCACUUAUCCACUUACUGCGAGGAUCGGGUCGAUCGAGCCCAACUUUCAUGGACCAGUUUGUCUAUGAUCAUUUGUCAGCAACCAUGCAGAGGAACUAUCAGGCAGCGCUAAUUCGGAUUCUGAUUGCGGAGCGGUUUGCAGUGUGGGGGUCUCAUACUAUGGUUUCUGGUUACUAUUUCGCAGCAAAGAUUUUGUUCAUAUCGAUAUUACUGCGAUUGGUGCAUCAGCAAUUUGCCCCCAUCAUAUCUCUUGGAUGGGAAGAUUUUGCGAUUUGGUCUAGUGUCUAUGUGUAUGUUCAUCAGGGAGUCCAGCUUUUGGCGGACUUCUAG